Molecule: messenger RNA, 4288 nt
Organism: Rhipicephalus microplus (southern cattle tick)
Lineage: Eukaryota; Metazoa; Arthropoda; Arachnida; Ixodida; Ixodidae
Gene: udt
Product: protein undicht
Biological process (GO): wound healing; regulation of store-operated calcium entry
Cellular component (GO): endoplasmic reticulum membrane
Source: RefSeq, a predicted model, not a curated record
ACACCAUCGCUGCAAACAUGGCGCCUCCCUCGGAAUGUCAGCGUUGGGGAGGUAGCUAUCGUUCGUACUUUCUCAGGAUUUUAAUCUUAUCUUCGGUUGUAUCAGCUGGACAUGCCUACUACCGGAGACCUAACGAAAGGUGCACGAUACCUCAGACACUACAGGGUGAAUGGUACUCCAAGGAGAGCGGCGAUGACACCUACACGACCAUCGAUAACAACCGCAUGUCCAACCGGGGUGACUGCCUGCACCUUGUCAACAGAAAUAACGACAACUUUACCAUUAUAUUUGAGUACAGUGCCUGUUACUACUGCGUCCGCAUAUUUGUGCGGACCCUGAAUGUCUUGGAAAAGAUUGAAACCGGCUGCGUCAACCUCAACGAAGGCGAAAUACCUGACAUCAAGACCGUGUGCCGCUCCCUGGAUGUCAAUCAGGAGAGGACCACUCUUUUUUCAACCAACCCGACGGCGAAGAAUUGUCGCUCGAGCCUGGAAGGCGUGUGGAAGUUUGCAUACCAAAACACGUACAAGUUCACAGGCGAGUGCAAGCAUCCAGACGCCAACAUAACAGCCUGUCAGAUGCCGGGAACUCAGUUCUUCGUCGUCAACCAGCAGUUCACCAUCAAUUACAAGCAGUGUGAGGGCAUGCAGGAGACCGAGGAAGGAGAGGUCCAGUACAAGUGCCUUGGCGACUGGUACAUCGGCAAGGACCACUACUUUGCUGUCAUGAAUACUCGAGAGAGCCGUAUUGAUCAAAAGUACCGUUGCUUUUUGGCAAACAGAGACGACGAUAUCUACCUGGGUGUCUCCAUCGAACCUGAGUGUUCAUCACUUAAAACACCUCAAGAGUCACCAGAGCGCUACCGCUUGGAACAAGUGAAAACCGAGAUUGUGCAGCCCAGCUGCACGCUUCCCGACAACUUCACCGGCACCUGGCUCAACACAGCCAACUUUGAUGCGCUAGUCGUCAUCAACAAGACACACAUAGUCGAAACCUGGAAGCCCGACACCGGUCGGAUCAGGGAGCAGAUCUACGUGUGCGUCGAGGCGCGUGAGGACAGAUACCUCAUGGCUCGACACGGCAUCCACGGCUGCCAGAGGGACUUUGUUUGCUUCAACUUUGUGCCUCGUCAUCACAGUGUCAUUCGUUACAGGAAAGGCAAAGAGAUGAUCACCGAUGUGUUCUCGACUGUCUGUUCAGUGGACCAUGUUCCCGACAAGCAACAGUGGCGUUACGACAUUCUGAUCUCGAGAGAGCCUGUCUCCAUCAAGUGCCCAGUGGCAGGCAAGUUUCGGUUCGACCAAACAGGCGACAUACCUUUUGAAACGCGAAUCCGCGGAGGGGUCACCCAGAUUCCGCGGCCCAAUGUUUAUUGCAAGGAGAACAUCUCCGACUUCUCUGUGUGCGACAAGGAUCAGAAGAUCAUCUUCAUCGAUGCCAACUACUGCAUUUCUGUCGACUACUUUGGCCGGCCUGUGGACAUCUACAGUGAACCUGACUACGAGCUCAAGUGCAUUGCGUUCUGGAAAGAAAACUUGCGGUCAUACCUCAUCACCUACAACGAGGAGGACGCUUACAGCAAAUAUCGGUGUUGGGUGUACCAACGAGCAGAUCUGAACCGCAUCCUCAUGUCCCAGUCGGUGGGAGCAUUUUGCCACGUCUUGCAAGACGUCACGUCCAACAACUACACCGAGGGUGCCGAAGUCGCCCUGGACAUGGUCGAGUAUGAACGUGAACAUGAUGACUGUCCCAUGUAUUUUGACGACGGGUCCAAUCCAUACCAGCAGAUUGCCGAGCAGGCAGCAGUUCUGAUGGGCUCAGCAACUGGCCUCACCGGCCACCUGUCGUUCGUACACCUUGUGCUUUUGGCAUGUCUGCGUUUAUUGUUGUGACUGCAAGGCAGUUGGCGAGACAAUUGUCCUAUGCUGCAGACCUGAAGAGGCUCAAGACUUAAAAGAGACUUGUCCGUGCCGUGCAUGUUCAGUCUUGUGCUUGUGAUGUGUCCGAACACUCAUUAUCGAAGGGCCAAGAUUCCGUACUUGUGCUUGCGUUAAGACGACGCAGAUGUUGAAUUUCAGCGGAGUGUAUUGGCCAGGAUGGUUUUGAGGCAGUUGAUCUGUGCAGUCUCAAAACAUAUGUACUCUGUUUGCAAAUGUGUCGGCGCGAAGCUAGUUAAAGCUUCCAUCUAGAUGCAGAAAGAUUUCGCGAAUACUUUCCCGAUAUGUACUAAAACACAUUCUGUGAAAGCUCAAAUAUUUAAGUGCCCGCCCACAUAACAAGGUAAGGGAACUCAUUAUCAGCAUCAGCAUCCUUUAGUAGUUCUCUCUCAGCGUGAAGUCGAGAAAAAACAAGCAUACAGCAAUGCUAUGGGUGACAUUUGUACGGAAUUUCCAAGUAGUCACUGCUUGCCUUACCUCCGUUUCUCGACCUGGUGAAAGAAGGCCAAUCGAAGGACUUCUAACUGCGUUUGCCUUCGAACCUGCAGCUAGGUAGCAAGUUGAAAUUGGUAUUGUCACUCAUUUUCCAGUUUUGGCUUUAAUGCCAAACCUGAUAAUUUAGUUCAUUCAGUUGUUGCAGCAGCUUAGAAACUCUGGCACUCUGUCAUUUAGCACAUAGUGGCAAGCUGAUAGCUAGUAGAAGUGAUCUAAAUAUCAGCUUUUUGAUUAGAAUGGACUGUAAAGACAUUUCUAUGAGUUUGCACGAGUGAAUCUCAGAAUAGUGUUGAACUUUACGAUUGCUGGCUGUCUAAUAGUCCAGAGGUCACUCUGAUGAAGUCCUACUAACCAGUCAGUUGCACUGUCAAUCAAAAUAAUGUCAAGUCAUUCACUCCAAAAUCUUGUAAUGUCGAAACAAAUGUGCAGCGUGUUAGUGUGUGCAAUGAGAAGUGGGAAGAAAGAUCUUACUUGGCAGCAUUUUAAUUUUAACAGCGUAUGCUGCCUAGUGGUGCUCGUUAUUUUUAUUAUACAUGCAUCACGCCAGAACACUAUGUUUCUGUUGCAUUAUGUAACAAAACAUUCCAAGUUGCAUAACAGGGCAACUGCAGAGAGUGAAAUGCUUGUGGCUUUUUACACCACUGCCCAUGGUUCUUAUCAUGUGGCUAGUCUUUACUGUACAGCUCUCUCUUUUUUUUUUUGAGCAAUGUUUUUGUGUUGUUCCUUCCUUUUUGGUGUAAUCUCGAAUGAAUGACAUGUUGCAACACUUUUUUUGCCUGUAGUAUUAUGUAAUAGCUGUUUGAUGUUGCCGCUUUAGGACAGAAAGGACUACGGCUGUGACGCAGUUGUCUGUGUGGAGUCUGAAGCUAUGGCUUAUGUUUCAGCAGCAGCAUAUUACAGGCCAACAUCGCAUUAGGCAUAAAUCUAGUGGUCGAGAGUGUUUAUGCAUUUCAUUCCGUCCAUCUAAACUCCUUUCAGAUUUGACAUUACACUUACGACAUUAUACAUUUUAAAAUGUUCAGAUAACGUGGCUGUCAGAUCAUUAUAACUGACAUCACAAUGCGUUAAUGCAUUUCUGUACCGUUGUACAUUAUAGCAUAUCAAUCAGCAUUGAAACUAAAGUGAGCUUGCUGUCCAGAUCAUGACAAUUGUCUACGCAAGUUCUUGCUUCUUAUUAAAUAGCUAUUUUCAUGCCCUUUACCCCCCAAUAGAUCUGAAAUAUAACACCAGAUUGUUUCUUCUAAUGCAUAUACAUAUGUAUUUACACAUCUGUACAGUAUGCCUGUCUCGUGUACAAGAUCUUUUGUUAACCGUAUGUGAUGAAAGUUGUAUCAAACACGAUCUUCAUUUCUUUUAUGUGGAAUCUCAUAUUUACUUUCGUGUGCAUAUUUUUCACAUAUUAAAGGGAGCAAUAUGGUGUUUGCUGUAUCAUACAGAAGCAUAACUGGUGUAAUGAAUGAUGUGUGAUGUCAAGCUUGAACUACCCGUGACGUUGGAGUGAUACUUCGGUGAUGUUCACAUAAGCGAACUCAUUCCACAAAGAUUUUUCAGUUUCAGACGGCAAACCGGUAAAACCAUUGUUAUUUAUGGCAAAUUCUUCAGGCCAGUAAAUGCCAAGUCGUAGCUUAUUUUGAUUGCAAAUAAGGAAGUCGAUUUCGCAAAGUUAGUUAAGCAACUUUAUGCUUCUCUUAGAAGCUGAUUGCCAUCACUGAAUCUGUGGUCGCUACUAGUUGAGGCGCAUUCAUUUCCAAGAAAUCAUUACACUCGCAAGGCUGCAUGAAUAUUCAUCCCCGGAAUGCAUAACCAUGUUUCGGUGUUUCCCUUGCAUCCAUAUUGUUCGCCUUCGAAUGCUAUCA